GGACCUGGCAUCACGCUGUGCCCUUGGGCGGGUGCGCAUUCCGUUCCUCCUGCUUCAGGUAGCAGGUGGGUGCCUGCUGUGUGUGAGGUGGCGAGUGUCCACCCAGCCCGAGGCACAGUAGCCGCUUCGGGGGCCUUCAUGCUUCACCCUGUGCCCUGGGCUCUGCCCUCCAGCGAGGUCCGGGGCCGUGCUCAUGGCCUCAGGUCAGCGAGGGACUGCUGUGCUAUUUAGCAGAGCACCUGAGAGCCUGCGGGCUUCCUGCCUCAGGGUCAGCUUUGCCUAGUGUGUCGGGGAAGCUGGUCACCCUGGUGGCUGGUGGCAGGCAGGAGCUGCUGCAUGUUGGACAUGAGUGGAGCGGAGUCCUGCUCUCUGGCCCAGGUGGCCCGAGGCAGCCGGGAUGACAGCUCUCCCCAGGAACCCUGCUACCCGCUGAGAAACAUGAUCAGCAAGUCCCGCUGGAAGCUCCUGGCCAUGCUGGCUCUGGUCCUGGUCGUCAUGGUGUGGUAUUCUAUCUCCCGGGAAGACAGUUUUUAUUUUCCCAUCCCAGAGAAGAAGGAGCCAUGCUUCCAGGGGGAAGUGGAGAGGAAGGCCUCUAAGCUGUUUGGCAACUACUCCCGAGAUCAGCCCAUCUUCCUGCAGCUGAAGGAUUAUUUCUGGGUCAAGACACCGUCUGCCUAUGAGCUGCCCUACGGGACCAAAGGGAGUGAAGACCUGCUCCUCCGGGUUCUAGCCAUUACCAGCUACUCCAUCCCAGAGAGCAUCCAGAGCCUGCCUGUCUCCAGGGGAGGCAGGGACGCCAGUAUCCACGGCAACUGGGCCUGGGCAUCUGGGCACCGGAGCAGGCAGGGUAUUGCCCUGACGACAUGCGGAGCUGGUCUCAAGUGUCGCCGCUGCGUGGUGGUGGGGAACGGGCACCGGCUUCGCAACAGCUCACUGGGGGACGCCAUCAACAAGUACGACGUGGUCAUCAGAUUGAACAAUGCCCCUGUGGCUGGCUACGAGGGCGACGUGGGCUCUAAGACCACCAUGCGUCUCUUCUACCCUGAGUCCGCCCACUUCAACCCCAAGGUGGAGAAUAACCCAGACACACUCCUCGUCCUGGUAGCUUUCAAGGCGAUGGACUUCCACUGGAUUGAGACCAUCCUGAGUGACAAGAAGAGGGUGCGAAAGGGCUUCUGGAAGCAGCCUCCCCUCAUCUGGGACGUCAACCCCAGGCAGGUUCGGAUUCUCAACCCUUUCUUCAUGGAGAUUGCAGCGGACAAGCUACUAAGCCUGCCCAUGCAGCAGCCGCGCAAGAUUAAACAGAAGCCCACCACCGGCUUGCUGGCCAUCACUCUGGCCCUCCACCUCUGCGACCUGGUGCAUAUUGCCGGCUUUGGCUACCCAGAUGCCCACAACAGGAAGCAGACCAUUCACUACUAUGAACAGAUCACACUCAAGUCCAUGGCGGGAUCAGGCCACAAUGUCUCCCAGGAGGCCUUGGCCAUCAAGCGGAUGCUGGAGAUCGGAGUAGUCAAGAACCUCACAUUCUUCUGACUGGGGCAGAAGCUGUAUCCACCCGUCUGCCCACUCUGCCGCCUGAACGACCCCAUCUGUGGCUGUGGGGUGCCUGGUGACCCACUUGGACUCCCCCUCCCCUGUGUGGAGAGGGGUCCUGGUACUGGCCGGGCCUGAGUCAGGGCCGUGCCCCUGGCUGUUCUCAAGGCGGCUGGAUCUGGUCAGGGUGGAGGCCCCGGGGUGGCUGGAGGCCAUCGGAGGCACGGGCUUUGUGCCGUGGUGCCCCCUCUCCACCAGUGCCGGGGGCUUAUUUAAUGGGCUAUUUAAUUAAAGGGUAGGAACGUGCCACGGGCUGGUCCCAUGGCGUCAAAAAAGGGGCAAAAUACAGUGUUCUGCCCACUUUUGAUAAAAACACAAAAGUGCAGGGCCUGCUAAAGCCUAGCCCCAGAGCAGGCCUCCCAGGAGGGCAGGGGCGUCUGGAGCGGGUGGGUGCCCUUCGAAGAGGGGCUGCUACCUCCCAGCAGGCAUGGGAAGAGCACUGGGAUGGGGGUCCCACAGAGAAUGGGGCCUCAUCUAGAAAAGAGGUUUGAAACCUAACAUUAAACUAUUUUUCCUAAAAUGGGA
This is a messenger RNA of Mustela lutreola (European mink), 2121 nucleotides long. It is a transcript of the gene ST3GAL4, whose product is annotated as ST3 beta-galactoside alpha-2,3-sialyltransferase 4. Gene Ontology annotation, biological process: glycolipid biosynthetic process. The record is from RefSeq and is a predicted model, not a curated record. Lineage: Eukaryota; Metazoa; Chordata; Mammalia; Carnivora; Mustelidae. Bases 337 to 1536 code for a protein of 399 amino acids. The transcript has 12 exons. Gene Ontology annotation, molecular function: sialyltransferase activity.